CUCCUCCUCUCAGCGUUGGUCGCCAUCCAUCCCCUCUCCUCCUCCUGUACCAUAACAGAUGGUGGGAACAACAUUGCAUCCACCGGGUACCACAACAAUAGAGCUCAGCAUCCCGUGCAGACGCCGCCGGCCUUGCAGCAUCAUGCUCCCGGUGCUGGAGCGCGCGAGGCAGUGAGUGCCGUGGUGAUUGAUCUCACACGGUACCGACACCACCGCCGCCGCCGCCGCCGCCGCCACGGCCACGGAGGAGGAAGCUUCCUGCGUCUGUUCGGGGCUCUCCAUCGAGAGGGGAAGAUGGCCGCGAUGAAAAUAUUAACGGGCACCGGGCUCUUCUUGGCGUUCUGCGCGCUGGGGCUGCUCGCCAUGGCGAUCUGCACCGACUACUGGUACGAGACCGACGCCAGGCGGCACCGGGAGAGGUGCAAGACGUACGGCAACAAGCGGAACAUCUACAUUUCCAACCACAACCUGCCCCUCCAGAUGCCUCCGAAGAGCCUGGAGACGAGGAGAGGCAGCGGCCCGGAGGCUGCUCCCCUCAUCCGGGGGAAGCGGCACUUUCUGACCGCCGCGUCCGCCAUGGAGUCCCACUGCAGCCGCCAGUUCAACUCCACCGUGUCGGGGCUGUGGAGGAAGUGUCACCGGGAGGGGUUCGACCUGGAGACCGACGACCUCAUUGAUAAAGGUGUGAUCGACAGAUGCACCCCAGUCAAGUAUCACUACUCUUCGUCCAUCCUGCCGCGGAAUUUACCCGUCAACAUCACAAAGACUAUACGCCAGGACGAGUGGCACGCACUCCAUUUAAGAAGAAUGACGGCUGGCUUUGUGGGCAUGGCCGUGUCCAUCAUUCUUUUUGGCUGGAUCAUUGGAGUGCUGGGAUGCUGCCAGCAGCAUGACCUCAUGCAAUAUGUAGCUGGGCUACUCUUUCUCAUGGGAGGAACGUGCUGCAUCAUCUCCUUGUGCACAUGUGUGGCAGGAAUCAACUUCGAGUUGUCCCGCUACCCCCGCUACAUGUACGGCCUCCCCGAAGACAUUAGCCAUGGCUAUGGCUGGUCCAUGUUCUGUGCCUGGGGGGGCCUGGGCCUCACGUUGCUGGCCGGCUUCCUCUGCACCCUGGCCCCCUCCCUGAGCACGCCCACCCGCACGACGCCCCACAAGCCCAGGCAGGAGAACGGCACCGUGUGACAGAGGCGCGGCGACGCGGCCGACCCACCGAACGCACAAAGCCACACACCCUUCCAACCUUGAUGUUUGACUCUGGAACAGUUUUUUGUCUGAUCACCCGUCUCACGACACCUUCGACAUCCUCCAUCCUCCCCUUCCAGUGUUCAGUGUGCCUGAGUUGUGGCAGAGGGGGCCAAAAAAAAAGAAAAAAAAAGCAAACGCCUCCUGAUCUUGUACGUCUGUGAGGGACCUCCAGGACCACCGAGUUCACCACCUGCAGUACCGUCUGACUGGGCCGCGGCUCUCAUAGCACAAAUAAGACAUUCCUUUUUAUUCGGUUCUGAUUUUGGACAUCAUCUAAAGGUGACUGUUUUCUCUGCAGAGAAUUUGUCUUCAAAUGGUGCUCUCUUUACACACACACACACUUACACAUAUAUAUAUAUAUAUACACACACACACACGCGCGCGCACACACACACACUCAUCUUUCCACACAUGCCCAGUUACUCCGGAUGAAUCAUGGGCAAAAUCAUCCAAAAGGAACAAACACACAAACAUCAGGCCAGAGCAUCCUGUCAGCAUUCCUCUUUCAGUCAAGUGAUGUGUGCUGUGUUAUUGUUUGUAAUGAAAAAAAGAAAAAAAAAAACAAAAGAA
Messenger RNA from Salarias fasciatus (jewelled blenny), 1815 nucleotides. It is a transcript of the gene tmem276b, whose product is annotated as transmembrane protein 276b. Gene Ontology annotation, cellular component: membrane. The record is from RefSeq and is a predicted model, not a curated record. The transcript has 4 exons. Lineage: Eukaryota; Metazoa; Chordata; Actinopteri; Blenniiformes; Blenniidae. Bases 295 to 1182 code for a protein of 295 amino acids.